GAGCUCACUAAACCCUACUGCCCAGCGCGGCAGCACCCACCCAUCUCGCCGCGCCGCCGCGUAAACCCCGCUCCACCCAUCUUGCCGCCCCGCCCCGCGCCGCCCGUCUCCAGGCGCAACCAUGGCGGCCGCCUCGAGGGGCCUGCUCGCGCGCCUCCGCGGCCUCUCCCUCUCCGCGGGCGGUGGCCCGCGCCUCUCCCUCCUGCCCCCUUCCCGCCUCUUCUCCGCAGAGCCCAUCGUCUCCCACUCCGACGACGACGACGCUGCGGACGGCGGCGGGGGGCGGAUCAUCGAGGCUCGGGCCGGUGUCAUGGGCCCCACCUCGCGGCGAACCGGCGUGAUCGGCGUGAAGUGCGGGAUGUCGGCGAUGUGGGACAAGUGGGGCGCAAAGGUGCCCAUCACCGUCCUCUGGGUCGACGACAACAUCGUCACCCAGGUCAAGACUACCGAGAAGGAGGGAUUCUUCGCCCUACAGCUUGGGGCAGGUCAAAAGAAGGAAAAACACCUAACAAAGCCUGAAGUUGGCCACUUUAGAGCACAGGGAGUGCCUCUGAAGAGAAAGUUAAGGGAAUUUCCAGUCACUGAGGAUGCACUGCUUCCUGUUGGGACAACCAUCACAGUUCGUCAUUUUGUGCCUGGACAAUUUGUUGAUGUCACCGGAAUCACGAAGGGCAAAGGUUUUGCAGGUGGAAUGAAAAGACAUGGCUUUAAGGGGAUGCCUGCAUCGCAUGGUGCAUCUUUGUCACAUCGCAGUAUCGGUUCUACUGGUCAAAGAGAUGCUCCUGGAAGGGUUUUCAAAAAUAGGAAGAUGCCUGGACGCAUGGGUGGUGUGCAACGCACAGUGAAAAAUGUAUGGGUUUAUCAAAUAGACCCAUCCAGGAACUUACUAUAUCUGAAGGGCCAGGUUCCUGGCCCUCAAGGUAGCUUUGUUUUCGUUAAGGAUUCUAUAUUCAAGAAACCUGACACGACUUUGCUACCGUUCCCUACAUAUUUCACGCAAGAAGGUGUGCCUGAAGUCUUGGAGCCCCUAAUUGCUGAUCUUGGUGACGUCGACCCGUUCAUGGCAGCAGAUUAAAGACAGUGGACAAACUUGGAGGACUCAUUUUGUGUUUUCUGCACUCCUUGAGCUCGCCUAUUCCACAAGAUUGUUAAAUUUUGUAUGGAUAUGUGAGCAGUUCCUGAAUCACAAGCUUCAUCCGGUUACUGGCCAGGCUGAUCAAUGUUGUUCCAUGUACAUUACCUGGCAAGUAAACCAGGGCCCGAAGCCCCUAACUCAACUAGGGCUUUUAGCUGAUCGUUUUGAUUGAUCCGAAUGGAACUUCUUUUGUUUAAUAAGUUGUGUAAGCGAAGCCUCAGAUAGAUAUAUAUAAAAUCGGAAUAUUUCACUCCUGAGACGAGGAGCUCC
Messenger RNA from Panicum hallii, 1405 nucleotides. RefSeq names its product 50S ribosomal protein L3-2, chloroplastic. Bases 122 to 1075 code for a protein of 317 amino acids. Gene Ontology annotation, cellular component: ribosome; mitochondrial large ribosomal subunit. The record is from RefSeq and is a predicted model, not a curated record. Gene Ontology annotation, biological process: translation. The transcript is spliced from 5 exons. Lineage: Eukaryota; Viridiplantae; Streptophyta; Magnoliopsida; Poales; Poaceae. Gene Ontology annotation, molecular function: structural constituent of ribosome.